Molecule: messenger RNA, 2372 nt
Organism: Hyalella azteca
Lineage: Eukaryota; Metazoa; Arthropoda; Malacostraca; Amphipoda; Hyalellidae
Product: SPRY domain-containing protein 3
Exons: 12
Coding region: 344-2062 (572 amino acids)
Molecular function (GO): protein binding
Source: RefSeq, a predicted model, not a curated record
CUUUGUUGCAUCGUACUGUAGGACAUCACCAAAACAAGCGCUGUCGAGUGACGAGUGUCGGGUACGAAUGGACCGGAAUUCGCAAUUCUAGGGCCUGCGCCUGGUACAUCAUUGUAUUCUGUCUAGUAUUGUGGUACAUUGAUUCAAAAUUGCUCAACGAAUUUUAGCUUGAAAACAUGGAUGACGUAUUUUGUAAAUACAAAUAAUGUUAUCACAUUUGAAGACGUAUUAUUUUAUCAUUUCUUUGUGAGUUAGUUGCACCGCCGAACAGUGCCCAGUGGCCCGAACAGGGUAAUUUAGAAUUUUCGAUGAGUUGACUGGCGCCUGCAGGAAAUUUUACACCAUGGAAAUGCAACGUAGUCUGUGGGCUGAGGAUAUUGGAGAUGCUGCUCUCUCAAGCAAGCGCAUACGAGCUGAAAGACUUCUUGUUGAAGGGGAUAUCAUCAAGUACACUGGCAAUGGUCGAGGAAUUGGAGUGUUUGUCAGUGAACAGACCAUAACCACUGAAAACAGUUAUUUUGAACUUACAAUCCUUAACACAGACAUGUUUGGUGCAGUCUCUAUUGGAGUUUGUCAUGAUACAUAUCCUUUAAACAAGAUGCCAGGCUGGGAUAAGGAUAGCCUUGGAUACCAUGGAGAUGAUGGCAUGCUGUAUCGAGGCAAUGCUCUGGGCUACAGGUUUGGGCCGCGGUGUGGCAAGAAUGACAGAAUGGGUUGUGGCAUUCGUCCUGUGCCUCCUGUAGACGUCGAUUCUCAGCUGUUGCCUCAAGCUCUCUCACAAAACACUCAUUAUGUCUACUUUACUCGUAAUGGCAAAGAGAUCGGGUGUGUGACAGUUGUGCAGCCAGAAGGAGGUCUGCACCCGUGUGUGGGUUUGGCUGGACCUCAAGACCGAGUCAGAUUUACAGGGCCCCUGCCACCCCCAUCAGCUGGGCCAGUAAUCCUCUCCCCUCACUCGCCCCCUCCCCCCCUGCCAGGGGAGGAGGUGCCUAUGUUGGUGGACCACAACGACGACGACUGGAGUCGCCUGCACAACGUCAAGCUAAGCGGCCAGUGCCUGUCGUACUGUGGUCGCGGUGAGCAAAUAGAAGACGUCGGGCUGGCGGUGGCCAAACACGCGCUCUGUCCCGCCUCGCACUACUUCCAGCUCCAUAUCCUGGACUCCGGGCAGCACGCGUACAUCACCAUUGGCAUCACCAAGAAGCAUUACCCACGUCGCUGUUACCCCGGCUGGAGAUCAGGCAGCGUGGCCUACCACGCAGACGAUGGUCGUGUGUUCACUGGCGGCCGUUGUGGCAAGGGGGAGCCCUUGGGACCGCCAUGUCGAGCUGGGGAUGUCAUGGGAUGCGGCAUUCUCUUCCCCCGAGACUACUGCCACACCGACGCCAACAGAGGGAGCUGCGACGAAAGCAGCGCGGACGAGUCUGGGGACGACGAUGAUGACGUUGAGUCGUCCUCGCUUGCCUGCAGCGACGAUGAAGAUGACGUGGACGAUGACGAAGAGCGUGACGACGAUGACGUCAUCGAAGCGGAAGACUACGAACAACUGGCGUCGUCUCCUGGAGACCUGCUUCUGCCCGAUGAUAUCUUGAACACUUCCAGCUGGAAGUGCUCAGCGGACUCGUCGCCGCGGUCGCUGCUGCACAAGCUCAUGUCCCUCGACCGCCUCAGUGGGGACCAACAGCCCGACGCCCCCCCACCGCCCCCUCCUGCCCAGGAAUUGUAUGCUCAGGUUCCUGCUGAGCGACGUAGGCGGCGGCGACAUCAGAGCGGCGGUGAUGCCGGCGGCGCUGGUGGCGGUGAUGGCGGUGGUGGUGGUGGCGGCGGCGGCGGUGAUGGUGGCGGGAGGAUGACCCGCAGCUCGGUGCUGAUCAGGGAGCACCGCCCCCUCCCCGCCGGUCGAGGGGGGCGGCAGCGCCUUGUGCAGGUUUUCUUCACGCGCAACGGGUGCGUGUUGGGGCGCGUGGAGGCCGUGGUGCCGCGUGGAGGUUUCUUCCCCACCAUCAGCCUCGGCGGCCCCAAGGAGGCCGUGCGCGUCGACCUCAGACCCCUCACCGGGUAACUCAGGCUGUGGGAGCACCUUAGGGGGAUGCCCUAUGAGUUUAGGGGUGCCCUAUGACUCCUGGGAUGCCCUAUGACUCCUGGGAUGCCCUAUGACUCCUGGGAUGCCUUAUGAAACGUCCUCAUCUGGGAGCGUCGGCUGGGUACAGUCUGGGAAUUUUUCUAAAGUGGCAGGAUCUCGUCGAGCGAAGGAUGCUGCCUAAUGCCUGAAGGCUACGUGUGACGUAUGGGAAUGCCAUACGGUUCUUGAACCUGUGAACCUAUACUUUAAAAAAAAGUUGAGAGAUCGUAAGUUCAUCCGCCAAUCAUUG